AUCUUGCUUCAUUUUCUCAUCUCGGAUCAGAGAGACUGAAUUCGUGCGGUCCGUCGUUGGUUUGUGCAAUGGUAGCAUUCAUUCUGUCUAAGCAUGGCCACAAAGAACAAGUGCAAUAAAUCGAUGACAAUCGUAUCAGCGUGAAUUGGUGCACCGCCCGGCAGAAAAAUACGCAUGAGCGAAAGCUGGUUUGUAGCUUCUAACGGCAAUUAUCCGUCUAUCCGUUGUUUUAUUUUUUCUUCACUAUUCUUUUUGUGAUCGGUUUUCCGGAGUGCGUGAAAAGGCCCACCAAAUUCGGUUCUGGCUGGGUAGAUUAGAGGAGUGUGCGCGUGUGUGUGUGCCUCGUUGGAAAAAGGACUGGGGCGAAUGUGUGCGGGUUGUUGACGGGUUUUCCUAGAUGCUGGGGGCUAAUGGUGUCGAAAUGUCGGUUUCAGCGUUGCCGUAGCAACGUCGAUUGAUCGGUGUUCACGGUUUCCUCGUUUUCCUCAUUUCCAUCUUGCGCGGUGGCGGUGUACCAGGUGCAUGAUAUUCGGUCGUGUAGACGCCGUGUAAAGGGGGGAAAGGUUUUUCUGAAUGCUGUCGUCACUGUCAGUAAAAUGAUUUCGUAUUCACAGAGGGCGAAAAGUGUGUAAAAGUGUUAUAUUGCCGCAAGUGGUGCUAGUUGGCGUUGGCGAACAGUCGGAGGGUAUUCGCUAUUUCCGGUCCGCGAUUCCGGUGAGGAAAUCGUAAUCGCUGAUGGACAGACGCAACUUGAGUGCUUCCAGUGUUGAUAGGAGUGCCGCAAAAAUAUGGCUGUUGCUGCCUGUCUGAAAGCGUCACAGUCAACCGUCGUCUAUUCGGGUCAGGCACAGCCAUUGCCACUGGUAGGAAUGAACGGCGUCGGUGGUGGAAUCGGUGGUCACUUGCAAAGUCAGCUGACCCGCUCGCUGGAGCGCAUUCUGGAGGAUGCGCAUCUUAGCGGGGAGCUAAAGCUGAGCGGACGCAAGCUAAAGGACUUUCCGAAGGCAGCUGGAAAAUAUAACCUCAGCGACACGGUCAUAGCAGAUUUAUCGAGAAAUCGAUUCUGCGAAUUACCAGAGGACAUCACUUGUCUCGCGUUUUUAGAACGACUUCUGGUGUACCAUAACACAAUCCGCUCCGUGCCGGAAACGAUACGUGGACUGCACUCUCUAAGUUAUUUAGAUUUAAGAAACAAUCAGCUCUCAGUUUUGCCGCGCGAAAUCUGUGCUCUACCUCUGCAGGUUUUACUUGUAUCUAACAAUCGCCUUGCGACAUUGCCCGAUGAGCUCGGUCGGAUGGAGAAGCUGACGGAGCUCGAUGCUGCCUGCAAUCAGAUAACACAUCUUCCAUCGCGCAUGGGCGAUCUGCGCAACAUGCGUUCGCUAAAUUUGCGCAGCAAUCAGUUGGUUUACCUGCCCCGUGAUCUCACCUGCCUGCGAUUGGCCUUUUUGGACAUAAGUAGUAACAAGAUUGCCACGCUGCCGGUAGAACUUCGACACAUGACCUCGCUGGUCGAUUUGGAACUAUCAAACAAUCCCCUGACCUCCCCACCGGCUAGUCUGUGCGUGCGUGGAUUGGUGCAUGUUUUCAAAUAUCUGGAAACGAUUGCCUCAAGGGAGGAAAAAUCCAAAACGGGAGUUGAUGGGCACGCAACGUUGCGACGUACGGCUCUUUCGGCGAAGAAUUCCAACAGUUGUUUGCUGGAUAAUCAACAAAGGAAUCGCAGAGCACACGUCGACUCUGGGUACUGCACUAGCGAUGGUGGCUUCGAUGGUGGGCCACAGGCCGUUCUGGUAGCUCAUGCGAUGCAUGGUGGUUCGAACGAUCCAGCCGUGGAUAGUACUGUUGGAACUAUUGGUGGCAAUAACGAUGUAUGUUGGGAAGAAGAAUUUCGUAAGAAUGCUGCAUUUCAGGACCUUCAUCCCGAUCGUAAGCAGUUAUCGAAUAACAACAGUAACGAUAUAUCGCCCGAAGGAGACAUCACACCCGAUGGCACAAAAACGGAUGAGAAAGGCCGUACACUAUCCAACUAUCAGACGUAUCGCGAGUACAAGGAAGCAUUGCGUCAACAGCGUAAUCUGGAUUCAGUUUAUCGCUCGAAAGAUCAUCCACUGACACCAGAUAGUGCUGGAUCAGCAACUGAGUCGCCGGUUAGCAACGUUUCUCCCUACACAAAAUCUAUCUCGUCAUCCUCGGUUUACAGCAGCAGCAGCCAAAGUUCUCCCGUAUCGCCACAUCAUACGACAGGCGUACAAAAAAUGAACCAAAUCAAUGCAAAUCCGAAUGGCAUGUAUAAUACGACUGGUACAACUGGUGCCCAUUCCAGUCCCUUGCUAUCUCCAAAUCGUAAUGGUAGUCAACCUUCUACAACGGACGACAAUACGGGCGGUACUCCGAAUAAACGACCAGUACAAAAGGUCAUACCGUCUCGCAACAUUGGCUCGUCUCAUCAUAGCCAGUCGCCUACACAUUUGAACGGUAAUCUUCAUGCUUCCGGAAUGGCUUCAACAAGUGUAACGAAUGGAUCGCACGGUAAAAUUCCACUUGCAAACGGAGCUGGAAAAGGAUCUUUAUCUUCACCAAACGGAAGCGUCAGCAAUGAGUAUGCUUACGUGAAGCCAAAUAGUCCGUGCAAAUCCACGAGUGGUGCUUUGACGCACAAUAAUGUUCCUCCAUCGUCGAUUCCAAAACCGAUGGCGCCGAAUGGUGGAGGAGGCUUGGGUUCACCGGUGCUAGCUGGUGGAAGUCAAAAACCUUUAACAGCGACAGUAGGCUACGUAAAUAACGCUAAACCGGGACAGAAAACGAAUAAGACUGUCUCUUGGAAUCGCGACGUGCCUACAGAAAAGUUGAGUUUUACCAUGCGGCGGGAGUUCGACAAACAGAAAGAAGAAACAGAACUUAUUGAGCAGUUGCGACAAAUCAUUGAAACGCGUUUGAAAAUGUCCCUUCCGCAAGACAUUGCACCGGCUUUAAUGGACGGCGUCGUACUGUGUCACCUUGCGAAUCUUGUACGGCCAAGAUCGGUUGGUAGCAUUCACGUACCCUCGUCAGCUGUGCCCAAAUUAACCAUGGCGCGGUGCAGGAGAAACGUGGAUUACUUUCUAGAUGCUUGCCGCAAAAUAGGAGUAGACGAGGAGUUGAUUUGCUCCUGUCAGGACAUCGUUCCAUCAACCAUGGCCGAACCCCCAUUGGAGGAUAGUGAUCGGAAGGCGAAAUAUGAUGACGGGCAUGGUUCACAGGAAGCUAGUCUUGCGCCAAGGCCUCCUAAUCCGCUAGCGAUGUAUCGAACGAUAGCAGCUUUACUGAGCAUGCCACCAAUUUCGAGCCAAUUGGUAGCACCACCUUCACCGUCGGCCAUUGGUUUACUUCGUCGUCCGCGAUCACCACCGCCACCGCCACCGCCGUCAGCAUCGCAUUCAGUAACAGCCGUAACAGCUGCUGCAACCAACACCAACAGCUCAACAGCACCAGAGAACAAUUUAAAUUGCUAUCCAAUGACAUCGCAUGAUAUAUCCGCUCUAGGUACCAUAGAAUCGCAGAGUUUGAAAAUUGUCACACAGCUAACCGCUACCGAUGAGAUUCUCGAAUACUCUCACUCCGAAUACAAUGCAAAAUCGCAUCAUGGCAAUGAGGAUUAUCGGAAUGUUCCGGUAACAUUGGAUCUUCCCAAAGGAAAUGCAAAACCAGGAAGGAAGCGAAAGUUUCCUUCGUCACGAACUGGCCGUCGAAAUCAUAGUUCAAAUGAUAUACAGUCAAAUCUGAACGAAAUAAUCGAAGAAUGCGAAUAUGAUAGUGAUAUUGGCAAGUUUCGCUGUCGUACUAACGACAGUGAUGACAUGAGAUACGAUCUUCGCGAUUACGAAGACUCGGAAACCAGCCUUACUUCCUGCGACGACGAUCUAAUUGGCGUUGAGGCUGUAGGUGAUGAAAAUGGGGAUGCAUUUACACCAACUAAUGCUCAACCCACAAUGGGCGAAUCUUUAAUUUGUCGACAAGUCUCAUCGAACGAUCUGGACACUCCGAUACUGAGUUUAAAGUCGAUGAAGCCAGAAACAAAAGGAAAUGAAAAUUUUAAUAUCGUCCAAAACGAUAACGAUUCUUUGCCCGUGGAAGAGCAGAAGGUGGUAACGAAGAGAAUCGAAUUUUUCGAAAAUGCUGCUUCGACCGGAAGAAAGAUACUGAAUUGUGAAUCACCAAACGUGGCAAGUGUUGGGGUAUCUGCUGCUGUUGAGCACAAAGCAGUCGAAGUAAAGGAUGUAUCCGAAGAGAAAGAUUCACAAUUGAACGCUAUUGUCGAAAAUCGACGACAUGAAUCGGAUCACCCAAUGAUUUCAACUAUUUUGUGUUUAGGAACCUUCCUGUUUACGGUCGUUUAUUUAUACCUUUAUCCCCUGUAAUAAUGCUUAAUUAUGAAUCUUAUUUUAAUGUGUUCUCAUGAAAAGUGAAUCUGAAAAUGUUUUCGAAUAAUUUCAAAAUUAAUUGUAUCAAUAUUUAUAACCUAAUUAAUCAUUAUAAUUUUCCUUAUGCUUUGAUAUGAAAUGCAUCUCUUUUAUUUGAUGAAUAGAGUUUUAAGUCUUUUCAUGUAUAGAUUAAUCCGGUUUAACACCUUUUUCAUUUUUAAACCCUGGAACAUCAGAAUGUGUCCCUAAUAUUUAUCAGCUAAAUAAUGAUUGUUUGUUUUCUUUUUGAAGCUAAACAUAAUUAUCCAUUUAGAAGAUGGAGUUUAAUUGAAGAUUUUUUUUAUAUUUAAUGAUAACUAGGAUGGUAAGUGAUCAUAUUCGUGAAAUCAUAAAUCACAUCACUUCUGCUUUGAAAAGAUUCAUUUGAAACAUUCACAUUUGUCAUGCUUAAACAUACAUAUUACUUAUCAAUGCAUUUAGGGUAUUAUAGCAUUAUUAUUUUAGAUGAUAACGAGUGGAAUUUUCAAUAUGCUUUGUUAGUUUAUGUACUCUUUCAUUGAAGAUACAACAUCACAAUCAAGAACAUCUCUUAAGCGGCUAGUGACGCAAUUCGUUAUGCUUUUAACUUAUUUCGAAGAGGCUUAGUUGUUUGAUUUAUUGUUAAAUACAUCUGUUAGCAUUAUUUAUUCAUAUACCUAUUUACUUUUUUGUUUUGCAUUACUCUGAUGAACAUUUUCCAAACAUCAUCUACAGGCUUAUUGCUUAAUUAUGAUUUAAGGGGGUUUCGAAGUUAAACUAAUUUCGAUCAUUCUGUUCUUGUGGACUAAAAUUGGUUGUAGCUUUAUAGUGCCACGAUGAAAAUAUACAAUCAAUAAUCAAAAGAUGAAAAGUUACUAUUACUUAAGCACAAUUAUGACUAAAACUCAUGUUCAACAUGCAGUUCAGUGACAUAGAACAGGAGCAAAUCGCAACCAGAAAAUAUAUACAUGGAUAAAAUGAAGUAAUGAAAACAUAAGAGUUGCCUUAUAAUAAAUAAAUCGUUAAGAAAGUAAUGUAUCUAAGAAAAUAUAUUUGCAGUGAAAAGUAAUGCUUAUUUCUCAGAAUAACAAAUAAAUCUCAGUAAAUUGAUAGUUGCGUUUGAAAUAUGUAGCAAUAUGUUAGCUUUCAAGCGGAAAUCGUUUGUAGGGCAGCUUAGAAUCAUGUCAAUAAUCUUAAGUUUAAAUCUAUCUGUUUUUGGACAAGCCUCGGAACAAAAUAUGAAUUGAGGUUCUGAAUAUCCUGUAAGCAAACUAUUAAUUUCCAGUAAAUAAUCGAAUGCAUUCCGUAUUAUGACGUACUACCAUGAUUUCCAAACGAAAAAAAUCUCAUUACCAAAUAUUGAAAGUUCAAAUGAAAUAUUUUUCCACGAAUUAUUUAAUGUACUUACCUUGAACGGAACUUAUGUUUAAGGCACAUAUGUAUUACAUAUAUCCCUCAUGUUUUACAUACCUAAUUUACUUACUUUCGAAGAAAAAUUAACACAUUUAAUUAAAUUUUAGCUCAAGGUAAUUUUAUUUCGCCUUUGUUAGAUCUAGAAUUGGUAGGCUGAUGUUUAUUUACAAGAAAAUACACCAAAGGGACGUAUACAGAUUGUGACCAUUGAUGAGCUGUAACCUAAAACCAACCAACAUUAAAAAAGAAAUCAAAGCAAAACAGAUCGCACAGGGACAAUAUUAAAACAUCAACAAACCGGACACAUUUUUUGCACAUUUUCAUGCAAACAUGGUUACAAAUGUAUGUUCUCUACACAGUUGUUAAAUGUCAACCGAUGCAGAAGAAAUAUUUAAAAAAUCCUAUAUAUUCCUAAAUCUAGAUGCGAAAUAGCAAAAGCUGUAAGCUGAGUCUUAAAAAAACAUGAAUAAGCAACGAUCGGGUUAAUUUACGAAUCCAUAACAAUUUGCUUUGCAAACUUUAGGAAACUGUUACAAGAAGUAUAUAACAGCACUUCACAUUUGUUUAAAUCGUUCAUCUAUCAUGCUCCAUUCACAAUGCAAGUCGAGACUUGUAGCAUUAAUUUCUUUGUUCAUUGAUUUUCCUUUUGAAUUUCAUACUUAAACUAACUUCAUUGAUCAAAGUUAGGGCUAGAACCGUUCAAUGAUACCUUUUGUUGUAAAAAUAGUAAGGAAUACAUGGAGCUUCUCCGUACUGAACAGCACAAGCGUAUGAACAGCAAUACAAUAGAAGAACAUGAACGAGAAAAUAAUGUUUCCGCAAAACUUAAAUUGUUUAUCAAGCUAUCAUAAUCACAUGCUAUGAAAGACUGCUUAAAUUGGUAAUUUUAUUCACCACAUGUUAAAAGUUUUCUUAGUAACACGUAUCUCCAUCUAACAUAAUGAUUAAUUAUUUAUCGACAAAAGAAAAACAUUGUCACGCUUAAAACAUGCAAUGCUGCAUUCAUAUAACGGCUUUCUAUUGAUUGACGUUAAUGCUUGAGUUUAUACAAAAAUCAAUAAAAACAGUAUCUUAUGUGUAUGCA
Anopheles funestus (African malaria mosquito) is the source of this 6918-nucleotide messenger RNA. RefSeq names its product leucine-rich repeat and calponin homology domain-containing protein (gene Lrch). The transcript is spliced from 9 exons. Gene Ontology annotation, molecular function: protein binding. The record is from RefSeq and is a predicted model, not a curated record. Lineage: Eukaryota; Metazoa; Arthropoda; Insecta; Diptera; Culicidae. The coding region runs from base 789 to 4400 and encodes 1203 amino acids.